UAUGGAUGAGAGCAAGAGUGUAUUACAAUUACAGUUGUACUUUAUAUUAAUCUAUUUUUCUAAACUUCGCUACAGGCAGAUAAAUACUUUUUAAUAUUCGAAGUUCGGAUAUUUCGCUCGACCUAUAGCAAACUUUUAAUUUUAUCCGUAUCUGAACGUUUUUUCUGAUCGACAUUGUAUAGUCAAUAAUACUUAUUAGAAAUUCAUAAAUCAUCUCAUAAUCAUAGAUAUGAAUAAAUUGUUUCGAUUGAGCGUAUAUAGAAGGCACGUACUGCUAUUGAACAAAACCACAUCUUUAUUUUUUUUCCGUUUACGGGACAAACGGGAUUUUUCGGGAUAAUUCGAAAAAAUUCGGGACAGGACAAACGGGAUUCGGGACUAUUUAAAAAAAUUCGGGACGGGACAAACGGGAUUCGGGACAUAGAAAAGUUUGUCCCGCAGAUCUCUAAGUUUAACAUAUCUAUAUUAUGAUCCAUGAAGUGUCGAUGACAGAUAAAUGUGUGAAUGACCAACAUAAUGUAAUGAAUACAUAAUUCAAGUUAUCUGAUAAGAUAAAGCUGGAGAAGUAAUGAAGAUAAUCUUUUCUUUCAUCAGUAACUAUGAUAGUUCUUAUCAAAGUUCUUAGACACCUUGAAAACUUCAAUUUAUCAAACCUUGUGUACUUCUGUACUUGUAAGCGAAUAAAAAUAUAGUUACAACACAAAAAAAACAAAAGUUGAUCGUAAUAAACGCUUAUCUUCAAAUGUUUGCCUCGCGAAACAGACUAGAAGUUCAGUGGACUACUAUUCUAUAAGAGAGUAAGAAUUUCAUAUUUAUCUUUUCUUUUACUAUUAUAUCAAGUGAAAAAGUUCACAUUUGACACUAUCUAUCAUACAUUUUAAAAUAUUACAAGAUAAUUCAAGUUGAAGAUGUAUAAUUGAAAUGUUAUAUUUUAUAAAACUUAUUUUUUUGAUUACUAAUUAAUGAUUUUUUUUCUCUUUUGAUUGAAUAUAUAACAGAAAAAAUAGAAAAAUCAUUUUCAUAUUAUUUAUAUAUUAGGACCUCGUGUUUAUAAUGGUUAUAUCGAUUAUAUCCCUUAUGAUGCAACUGAUGAUACCGGUCAAACAAAUCAGAUUACAUCAGAUACAACAACGACUAAACUUCAUCAACAUCUUUUACCGCUCAAUGAACCUAUACCAACUGAUUCAACGACAAGUAAAUGGCGCCGUAUUGAUGGUCCAUUUGCUCAUGUACUUAUUACAUCAAAAGCUGCUAUAUCAAAAGAUUCUAUAUCAACUCCACAAUCAACAUUAGCUGACGGUUAUUUAACAUUACAAUUUAUGCGUAUUGGUGGUUCAACACGUUUAAACUUAGCUAAAGCAUUUACAAAAUUAUCCGAUGGAAAACAUUUAAAUUAUGAUUUUAUUGAAUGGAUGCCAAUACGUGCAUUUCGAAUAGUACCAUCGGGAACAAAUGGAAAUAUGAUGAUUGAUGGAGAAAAAGUUCCUUACGGUCCUAUUCAAGGUGAAGUUUUGCCAAGUAUUGCUCGAUGUAUGGGUAAACAACCAAAAAAUGAUCAAAAUGGAUAA
This is a messenger RNA of Rotaria sp. Silwood2, 1568 nucleotides long. The record is from the annotation of a GenBank genome assembly. Lineage: Eukaryota; Metazoa; Rotifera; Eurotatoria; Philodinida; Philodinidae.